AUGUCAAAUCUCAGACCCAUAAUCACGAUUUGUGGGACCACGGGCGUCGGAAAGUCCAAGCUGUCCAUCGAGCUGGCUCUCAAGAUUGCUCAAGGAAUACACGGAUGGAGAGGCGCGAGGAUCAUCAACGCCGACUCCAUGCAAGUAUACACUGGGAUGGACGUGAUCACGAACAAAGUCCCAGUCGCGGAAAGAAUGGGAGUCGAGCACCUUCUCAUGGACUUCAAGCAGCCUGGGGAGCAGUACGUUGUGGGCCAGUGGGUCCAAGACGCUAUCAAGGCGAUCGACGAGACGCACCGGAUGGACAUGAUACCGAUUAUUGUCGGCGGUACAUCUUAUUGGAUCCAACAUCUCAUGUUUCCGAAUCGGCUGCCCACUCCAGGGCAAACGUUAUCGGAUUCCGUCACGCAGUCCAUUGCCAACUUACCUCCCGAACUCCUCGAGCUAUUCAAUGCGCUUCCAGAGCAUCCUCCAUCCGCAGCGUCUCACCCUCAGGAUGCGAUGUUGCUGCACAGACUUCUCACUGCGCUCGACGAACCAGUCGCUCAGCGAUGGCAUUGGAGAGAUACGCGCAAAGUGAUGGGAAGCCUUCGUGUGAUCAAAGACACCGGGAUGGCCCCGAGCGAAAUUAUCAUCGAGCAGUCUAAAACGGCGUUGAUUCCGAGGUAUCGAACCCUGUGUUUCUGGCUCUAUGCCGAGCCUUCCAUCUUGAAUGAGCGCUUGGAUGCAAGGGUAGACGACAUGAUCAAGGUCAGGAAGGUCUUGAUCGAUCGAUCGCUUACUGACAGGCUCACUGAUUAUACUAUCGGCAUCUAUCAGUCUAUCGGUGAAUUUCGUCCGGUUUUUUUCUACGACACCUACUUACAAGACUUAGGAUAUAAAGAGUUUCAUGACUAUCUCGCUUCUGCAGAGCCCUCCGAGAAGGUUUUUGCGUCCGCUGUGGAGCAAAUGAAGUACGGGACGAGGCAAUAUUCGAAGCGUCAGAUACGGUGGUUGAAGAACAAGCUUCUUCCUGCUAUCUAUAGCGCGAAUGGAGGUGGCGAUCAUGCGGCUGCCCUCCUCCCGGUUUACCUUUUAGACGCCACUGAACUCGGCGACCAGUGGACAUCUCGUGUUCUCAACCAAGGCGAACGUAUCGUUGAAGCUUUCCUUGGCAAUGAGACAUUGGUCGAUCCCCUAUUACUGUCCGAAAGGGCGCGGGAGAUGCUGACGAUCGACGUCAAACCUACGAGUCCCACAGAAAUAUUGCGGGCGCGGAAGAAGGUGGUGUGCCCUGCGUGUACGCUUGAUCCGUCGCAGCCCUUCAUGGUCGAAGAUGGCUCUCAGUGGGAAGCCCAUCGACGGUCCCGCACUCAUAGACGACACGCUUCGAGAGAUAAGAAAAUGCAUGGACAGCCGGUCAACCGACGGGUUAUGGUCCAUAGCGACAUUCCCAGCAAGGUCGACGCUGAAGAUCAGCAUCGUUCUAUCGUAUAG
This is a messenger RNA of Suillus subaureus, 1476 nucleotides long. Its product is annotated as tRNA isopentenyltransferase. Gene Ontology annotation, biological process: tRNA modification. Lineage: Eukaryota; Fungi; Basidiomycota; Agaricomycetes; Boletales; Suillaceae. The coding region runs from base 1 to 1476 and encodes 491 amino acids. The transcript has 7 exons. The record is from RefSeq and is a predicted model, not a curated record. Gene Ontology annotation, molecular function: tRNA dimethylallyltransferase activity. Gene Ontology annotation, cellular component: mitochondrion.